Apus apus (common swift) is the source of this 960-nucleotide messenger RNA. RefSeq names its product olfactory receptor 1020-like. Gene Ontology annotation, biological process: sensory perception of smell; G protein-coupled receptor signaling pathway. NCBI's taxonomy places the organism in Eukaryota, Metazoa, Chordata, Aves, Apodiformes, Apodidae. Gene Ontology annotation, cellular component: membrane. The transcript has a single exon. Gene Ontology annotation, molecular function: odorant binding; G protein-coupled receptor activity; olfactory receptor activity. Bases 1 to 960 code for a protein of 319 amino acids. The record is from RefSeq and is a predicted model, not a curated record.
AUGGGAGGAAACCAGACACAGAGUCAGUUUGUCCUCUUGGGCAUCACGGACAAUCCGUGCCUGCAGGUCCUGCUCUUUGAGUUGUUUCUACUGAUUUACAUUGUCUGUUUGGUGGGGAACGUUGGGCUGAUGGUCUUGGUUUGGACAGUUCCCAGUCUCCACACCCCCAUGUACUUCUUCCUCGCCCAUUUUUCCUUCAUGGACGCCUGCUACUCCACAGUCAUCUCCCCCAGGAUGCUGAUGGACCUGCUGAUGGAGGACAAAACGAUCUCCUUUGCUGGCUGUGUGGUUCAGUUCCAUGGCUUUGCCUUCUUUGUGACUUCCGAGUGUCACCUCCUGGCCGCCAUGGCCCACGACCACCACGUCGCCAUCUGCAAACCCCUCCUCUACGUGAGGAUCAUCUCCAGCCGUGUCUGCUGGCAGCUGGUGGCAUGGUCCUACUUCAUAGCCUUCCUCAGCGCCCUGGUCUUCACUGCCUGCACCUUUGGAGGUUCCUUCUGUGGACACAACCACAUCGACCACUUCUUCUGCGACGCCACCCCCGUGCUAAGGCUCGUAUGUUCCGACACCCGCCUCAGCCAGCUGGUCAUCUUCAUCUUCGUGGGCUUCAAUGGUCUGAGCACAGUUGGAAUCAUCUUGCUCUCCUACAUCCGCAUCCUCCACACGGUCCUGACCAUGAGUUCGGCACAGAGCAGGUCCAGAGCCUUCAACACCUGCACCUCCCACUUGACGGUCGUUUCGUUGUUCUACGGGACGUUGUUCUACAUGUACCUCCAACCUGCCUCCAGCCACGGCAGCCAGGACAAGGUGGCCUCCAUCCUCUACACCGUGGUCACCCCCAUGCUCAACCCCUUCAUCUACAGCCUGAGGAACAAAGAGGUGAAGAGGGCUCUGGUGAAGCUGAGGAGAAGGAUCUCAAACCGUGGCCAGAAUCAAAGAGCUGUAGCAGCUCAGGAGUGA